Molecule: messenger RNA, 1048 nt
Organism: Gastrolobium bilobum
Lineage: Eukaryota; Viridiplantae; Streptophyta; Magnoliopsida; Fabales; Fabaceae
Product: LOB domain-containing protein 1
Exons: 2
Coding region: 59-688 (209 amino acids)
Source: RefSeq, a predicted model, not a curated record
UCUCCCUUUCUGUCCCUAAAAUACACAAAGAAGCAGCCAAACACAAAACAACAAAGUCAUGGUAAAUAGUCCAAGAAACAUGAAGAUAGGUGACACAAACACCCCAACUUCCUCUCCUCCAUUUUCUCACUCUUGUACUUCAUCAUCUUCCCCUCCACAAUCUCUAUCUCCCCAAGUUGUUAUGAGCCCUUGCGCUGCUUGCAAGAUCUUGAGGCGAAGAUGUGCAGAGAAAUGUGUGUUGGCGCCUUAUUUCCCUCCCACUGAACCUGCCAAGUUUACAACUGCACACAGAGUCUUCGGAGCCAGCAACAUCAUCAAGUUCUUACAGGAACUUCCAGAGUCUCAACGAGCUGAUGCAGUGACCAGCAUGGUUUACGAGGCUAGUGCAAGAGUAAGAGACCCUGUAUACGGUUGUGCAGGUGCAAUUUGCCAGCUCCAGAAGCAAGUUAACGAGCUUCAAGCACAAUUAGCAAAAGCACAAGGUGAGCUUGUAACAAUGCAAUUUCAACAAGCCAAUCUCGUGGCUCUAAUUUGCAUGAAAAUGUCAGAAACUCCACAGGAAUCACAACAACAAUCAGUGGACAACUUCAUUUCAAGUCCUCCUCACAGCGGCGGCUAUCUAAACAAUAUGAACUUCUUUGAGGAGAACACCAACCUUAACUCAUUGUGGGAGCCGCUUUGGACAUGAAAAAUAAAAACUAUUUAUUGCAUGAAGACAUUUGAAAAGUGUUCCUAUAUGACAUUCUCCUAAGGAGAAUUAAGAUGAUCAAGGAAUCAAUUAGAACUAAUAAAUUAUAAAAAGUGGCUUGGUCUAGUACCUACGACUUAGGUAGUUAGGUUAAUUCCCUUUAUGAGGAAGAUUUUGGAGAAAAUAAUAUUUUGGAUCUAGUCUCUUUGCACAAGCAAGGCAAAGUAAAUGGGUCUAAAAUCAUCUUUUAAAACAUUAGAAGGUUUUGUAAUCGGUGCAAUAUUUAAGAGAAAGGAGCAAUGUUAUGUUUUAUAUAGCUAGUGUUUGUGUGAGCUGAUAUUUUGAAUGUAACACCUUUUC